This is a messenger RNA of Striga asiatica, 2705 nucleotides long. Lineage: Eukaryota; Viridiplantae; Streptophyta; Magnoliopsida; Lamiales; Orobanchaceae. The record is from the annotation of a GenBank genome assembly.
CUUUUUUCUUCCCUUUUUUCCCAUUUUUUUUAGAUAAAAAUUAUGGGUUCUUAGCCCAGUCUAUGAUACUUCUGCUGCAUUUCUUGUUUUUGCUGCUGCUAAUUUUUCUUGAUUUUGCUUAAAUUGAGGCGCAGAACCAGUUUGUGUUUACUGUAUGACUUCUGGGUUUUUGCCCUUUUCCUUGAUUUCGUUUGAUCUGUACGGAAAAUACUAUCAGAAAAAUGGAGUCAGCUGGAAACAAAUGGAUGGCCUUUGUAUCUGAUUCUGACAAAGAGAAAGCAAAGAUAGACGGCGAACAAAAAGGGAUUUCUUCCGAGGCAAGCAUAGUCGAGAGGACUGCCGAGUGGGGCCUCAUGGUCCGUACAGAUGUCGAAAGCGGGAGCUUCCAUGCCAUAACCGAAAAGAAAUCAUCAUUCGAGAGAUUUUCUGGCGAUGGGUCCACGAGAUUAUCCGAGGAGUCGAGCAGCAGCCGGAAUGACUUGCCGAGAGUGUCUCAGGAGAUUAAGGAUGCAUUAGCCACACUCCAACAGACAUUCGUAGUCUCGGAUGCAACAAAGCCCGAUUGCCCGAUUGUGUAUGCAAGCAGCGGCUUCUUCACGAUGACGGGUUAUUCGUCUAAGGAGGUUAUUGGGAAGAAUUGCCGUUUCUUGCAGGGGCCGAAUACGGAUCAGAAUGAGGUGGAUAAAAUAAGAAAAGCGACGAGGACUGGGACAAGCUAUUGUGGGAGGCUACUGAACUAUAAGAAGGAUGGCACGCCUUUCUGGAAUCUUCUCACUGUCACCCCUAUCAAAGAUGAUAAAGGCAGAACCAUUAAAUUUAUUGGAAUGCAGGUCGAAGUCAGCAAGUACACAGAAGGAGUGAAUGAUAAAGCAUUAAGACCAAAUGGAUUGCCCAAGUCAUUAAUUCGUUAUGAUGCUCGUCAAAAGGAAAAGGCUUUAGGUUCCAUCAUAGAGGUUGUACAAACCCUCAAGGAUCCAAAGUCCCACAUUAGGUCUCAUAGUCAUGAUAUCAAGUCAAAAACUGAAUACGAGAAGAUGAACUUGGAUUACAUGCCCGUGAGACGAGCCUCUGAGUUGGACCCAAGAAGUAUCUUAACUCGUUCAGUUUCUCGUCAAGACUCGAGCAACAAAAGCAGAAAGUCCGCCGGAUCCAUGUCAUUAAUGGGGUUCUCAAAAAGGUCGUCAACUGGUGCAGGUUUCAAUGGAAAUCAACAAGCUAUUGAGCCAGAAAUAUUGAUGACGAAUGAAGUACAACGUACGGAUAGUUUGGAACGAGCUGAAAGAGAGAGGGAUAUACGCCAAGGCUUUGACCUGGCAACAACUUUAGAACGCAUUGAGAAGAAUUUUGUGAUAACAGAUCCUAGACUCCCUGAUAACCCUAUUAUAUUUGCAUCAGAUAGCUUUCUCGAACUAACGGAAUAUACACGCGAAGAAAUUUUGGGAAGAAAUUGCAGGUUUCUUCAGGGGCCAGAAACCGAUCAAUCAACUGUGUCAAAAAUAAGGGAUGCCAUCAGGGAGCAAACAGAGAUUACAGUUCAAUUGAUUAAUUAUACAAAGAGUGGGAAGAAAUUCUGGAAUUUAUUUCACUUGCAACCUAUGCGUGAUCAGAAGGGUGAACUCCAAUACUUCAUUGGUGUCCAACUAGAUGGAAGUGAUCAUAUCGAACCACUUAGGAACAGACUCUCGGAGAGAGCUGAGCAACAGAGCGCGAAGUUGGUCAAAGCUACAGCAGAAAAUGUUGAUGAGGCUGUUCGAGAACUUCCUGAUGCCAACUUGAGACCUGAAGACCUGUGGGCUUUACAUUCUCAACCUGUUUUCCCUAGACCUCACAAGAGGGAUGGUACUGCAUGGGCAGCAAUAAGAAAGAUCACUGAAACAGGUGAGAAGAUUGGAUUGAAUCACUUCAAACCUAUUCGUCCCUUGGGAUGUGGAGAUACUGGCAGUGUCCAUUUGGUUGAACUAAUUGGUGGUGGCCAUCUGUUCGCCAUGAAGGCAAUGGAUAAAUCCAUGAUGCUGAAUCGUAACAAGGUUCAUCGGGCAUGUAUUGAAAGAGAAAUCAUCUCUCUCUUGGAUCAUCCAUUUCUUCCCUCGCUGUACGCCUCUUUUCAGACACCUACACAUGUUUGCUUGAUAACUGAUUUCUGUCCGGGAGGAGAGUUAUUUGCGUUGCUCGACAAACAGCCUUUGAAAAUGUUUAGAGAGGACUCAGCCAGAUUUUAUGCAGCAGAAGUUGUCAUUGGCCUUGAAUAUCUUCAUUGUUUAGGAAUAAUUUAUCGGGACUUGAAACCAGAAAAUAUUCUUCUUCAAAAGGAUGGACAUGUUGUGUUAACGGACUUCGAUCUAUCGUUUAAGACAGCUUGUAGACCUCAAGUGUUAAAGCAACCUCCGUUAAAGAACCGAAAAUCAAAAAGGCAACCACCACCUAUUUUUUUCGCUGAACCAAAUACUCAGUCAAAUUCCUUUGUCGGAACUGAAGAAUAUAUUGCACCGGAAAUUAUUACAGGUGAAGGUCAUAGUAGUGCAAUAGAUUGGUGGGCUCUUGUGAGUCCAAUGGAUGGAAAACCAGGUUACCUGGGCACCAAUGGACUCUGUCCGGCUAGCAUCACGCGCGCUUGUGGGGCCCACGAGGCCCAUUUUUUCCUUGCAGUCUUCAGUGUUCUUGAUCAGCUAUUCUUGGCUCAUUUUUUCACUUAUGAAAACCAGUAA